UCUAACAAGGGACGUCAAGGAAUCUUUGGUCAGGGAACCAGACUACUGUGUGCUAGUUGUGUGAGCACAGAUUAAACAGUGCCUCAUGGUGUAAGCUAGUCUGCAGUGUAGUUUAAGGGACGGUAUUUUUGUGGCUAGAGCGUGGUGGUGCGUAGCUAAGGGUUUGAGUGGGUAAAUUAAUUAUUCUCAAGAAAUUCUAAAUUUGAUAUAGUUUUAUGUUGAAAAUUACAGUGGUAUGCGUUUGAGCCUACUUGUACAAAUAGAGAUGAACUUGUGGGCAUCAAACAAAAAAACAUGCCUAGCCUACCCCUAGGGGCCAAGACAAUGAAUGAACAAGCGAAGUCAAGUUAUUUCUACAGUUGGGACUGGGGGGUCCCAACAUGCCCAACUAGAGUAAUGACUGUCCUAACUGUCCCAACAUGCCCAACUAGAGUAAUGACUGUCCUAACUGUCCCAACAUGCCCAACUAGAGUAAUGACUGUCCUAACUGUCCCAACAUGCCCAACUAGAGUAAUGACUGUCCUAACUGUCCCAACCUGCCCAACUAGAGUAAUGACUGUCCUAACUGUCCCAACAUGCCCAACUAGAGUAAUGACUGUCCUAACUGUCCCAACAUGCCCAACUAGAGUAAUGACUGUCCUAACUGUACCAACAUGCCCAACUAGAGUAAUGACUGUCCUAAGUGUCCCAACAUGCCCAACUAGAGUAAUGACUGUCCUAACUGUCCCAACAUGCCCAACUAGAGUAAUGACUGUCCUAACUGUCCCAACAUGCCCAACUAGAGUAAUGACUGUCCUAACUGUCCAAACAUUCCCAACUAGAGUAAUGACUGUCCUAACUGUCCCAACAUGCCCAACUAGAGUAAUGACUGUCCUAACUGUCCCAACAUGCCCAACUAGAGUAAUGACUGUCCUAACUGUCCCAACAUGCCCAACUAGAGUAAUGACUGUCCUAACUGUCCCAACAUGCCCAACUAGAGUAAUGACUGUCCUAACUGUACCAACAUGCCCAACUAGAGUAAUGACUGUCCUAAGUGUCCCAACAUGCCCAACUAGAGUAAUGACUGUCCUAACUGUCCCAACAUGCCCAACUAGAGUAAUGACUGUCCUAACUGUCCCAACAUGCCCAACUAGAGUAAUGACUGUCCUAACUGUCCCAACAUAACCAACUAGAGUAAUGACUGUCCUAACUGUACCAAUGACUGUCCCACCAUCCCUACACUGUUAAAAGAGCUGGGCAAAAUAUCGCUGGGUAAACGCCAUUUGUGAUUUGUUGGUAAAUUUUUGUUCAACUAUUGAGUAAACUUAAGGGUUGGUUAAGAUAAAAAAGUUACCAACGUUGAGUAUAGUUUAAACAACAAUUGUUGGAUAAACAUUGUCCAAUUAAUUGGUAUUGUUUAUUAGAUUUAUCCAACCACGAAUUGCUGGGUAGAAAUUGGAGAAACACUCCCGGCAGAUGGGCAUUGUGGCGUGAAAGGGUGUGACGUUAACCAUUUUGUUGUGAACCUUGUUAUCGUGCGCACACGCGCUCAUUACCAAGUCAUGAAAGUUAUAAUGCGACGUCGAUGAUGGCUGACCACCAAGUGUUGAGAUUACUGGAGGAGUGUGGCGUUAGCUCCCUAACGGACGUUUUCUGAGAUAAUGAGAUCGACAUGCAGGCAAUGAAGGUGCUGACCGAGGCAGAUAAUUUGCAACUUAUUCCCAAAAUCAUCCAUCGACACUCAACGGGAUAUAAUCAAGCCACAAUAACUGAAGGAUAGACACAAAGCUUCAUCCCCAGCCCUUUGUGCUAUCAUUAGGCAGCGCUGAUCUGGAGUCAAGAAAUGCUUUUCCACAACCAUCAGUCAUGAAAGCAGUAGAUGUGUACUACAAGGCACACUAUGUGCUGGACUGCAAAUACCAAGUUCAGUGCCAGGGGUAUGGACUUUUUUUGAAACGUGUGUGUUCACCCAGCAAGGUGUGCAAUCGAGAGAAACCACCACACUGAGAGGUGUAAUGGCUUAUCUUGCACAUUAAAACGUGCUGUAAGUCACUGCAGUAAUGCUGCACCCAUCUAAAAGUAUAAAAGGCUACCUAACAAGUUAUAAUUAUUGUAGUCGGUGUGUGAGAGAAUCACAUUAUAAAACUUUGUUUUAAAAAAAUAUGUUGUUGUUGAUCCUUAGGCAGUCUUAUUAUAGUUGGUGUGUAAUAGUAGCAGAUUCUUAACUUUGGUAUGAAACAAUAUUAUGAGUAAAUAUAUUACAUUUUGAAAGUGUACAUCCCAGUAACGUCCGACCUGUCUGACUUGUCAUGCAAGUGUCAUCAAAUUGAAGUACUUUGCUUUACACAAUAACUCUCAUUGUUUUAAAAGUCACUGCAGCAAUGUCUGCUGAACCCAUUUACAAGUAUAUAAGGCUACCUAACAAGUUGAUCAUUACGCAGUCAUAUUGUAGUCGGAGAGUAAAAGUAGCAGAUUCAAAAAAAUUGUUUUAGUUUGAAACAAACAGGCUUUUUCCGUUGAUUUUUUUUCUGGGGGAUGGGGCGUUUAAGUCAGCAGCUUUAACGGUUUUAUGAGUAAAAUAGCCUAUGUUUGUAUUUAUUUGUGCAAAAACGUUGUUUCAUUGCUUGUUUGAUGUUCACAAAUAAAAAAGGAAAAGCAAAGAAGUACUUUCUGAAGUCUUUCAUUAAUGUUUGUGCUAAUUACUCAACUGUUGGAUGAAUAACUUGGUUCAAUCUAGUCUCAACAACUGAGCUUUAGUAAUGGAUUUGUGCCCAACAAUUUACAAAAACCAACGGAAAUUUACCAACAAGUGGUCAUUAUCUGGAUACACGGUUGCCCAUCUAUUGCAUAGUCAUAUUCCAACUACUAAGCAGUUAUUCUAAAAGGUUGACCAAUAUAUGAGCAAACAUGGUUAUACAACGUUUGUGUAACUGUUACUACCCAAGUAUUGGGAGACUUAUUAUUACCAACCCUUGGACAUAUAAAACAAACCAAAGGUUGGGCAGAA
Molecule: messenger RNA, 2986 nt
Organism: Asterias rubens (European starfish)
Lineage: Eukaryota; Metazoa; Echinodermata; Asteroidea; Forcipulatida; Asteriidae
Exons: 3
Coding region: 295-1164 (289 amino acids)
Source: RefSeq, a predicted model, not a curated record